Messenger RNA from Macrobrachium nipponense, 1614 nucleotides. RefSeq names its product UDP-glucose 4-epimerase-like. The record is from RefSeq and is a predicted model, not a curated record. Gene Ontology annotation, cellular component: cytosol. Gene Ontology annotation, molecular function: UDP-glucose 4-epimerase activity. Bases 105 to 1244 code for a protein of 379 amino acids. NCBI's taxonomy places the organism in Eukaryota, Metazoa, Arthropoda, Malacostraca, Decapoda, Palaemonidae. Gene Ontology annotation, biological process: beta-D-galactose catabolic process via UDP-galactose, Leloir pathway. The transcript has 10 exons.
CUAAGAACAGCUCAGUUUUGGGAAACAUCGAGUUCUCACGGGAACCAAAUUGUGCCAAGUAAGGUGACGCUCGGAAGUUGGCCAAAAGAUUGUUAAGGGUUGCAAUGGCGCCAGUGACAAAUGACAGUCGUGGUUCCAUCGAGCCGUUUGUAGCUGCGAACAGCAUGGGCUACAACCAGAAAGUUGAAGGCCUGAACACCGUCCUAGUGACGGGAGGGGCCGGUUUCGUUGGGUCUCACACCAUCGUAGAACUCCUGAAGGUCGGUUACGAGGUGGUCGUUGUGGACAACUUCGUGAAUUCUAUUCCGCCACAGAAUGGAUCGAAACUUCCCCCGGUCCUCGAGAGAGUCCAGAAGAUCACCGGCAAAACUCUGCACUUCCAUGAACUCGACCUUACCGACCGCGAGUCACUUCGGAAACUGUUUAAAAUGCACAAGAUAGGAGCUGUGAUCCAUUUCGCUGCUUUGAAAGCCGUCGGAGAAUCGGUCAAGCGUCCACUCGAUUACUACUUUAACAACAUAACCGGAACAGUCACUUUGCUGCAGGUGAUGGGCGAAGUUGGACUGAAGCGUCUGGUUUUCUCAUCUUCGUCUACCGUGUAUGGAUCAGCUAAGUAUUUCCCCACUGACGAAGAGCAUACCACUGGAGUGGGGGUUACGAAUCCUUACGGAAGAACCAAGUUUGUUUGUGAGGAGAUCAUGAAAGACCUCGCAAAGACUUCAAAGGACUGGCAGAUAGUCCUCCUGCGGUAUUUUAACCCCGUGGGAGCCCACGAUUCCGGGAUGAUUGGCGAGGAUCCCCUGGACAUUCCUGUCAACCUGAUGCCCUACAUUGCCCAGUGUGCAGUCGGCAGGAGAGAGAGGGUUGAUGUCUUUGGAGGGGACUGGGAGACAAGAGAUGGGACAUGUAUUCGAGACUUCAUGCACGUUAUGGACCUAGCUGAGGGGCACAAUGCUGCCCUGGGCAAGCUCUUCGAUGAAAAUUUCUCCGGAGCCAAGGCUUACAAUCUGGGCAGAGGUCAGGGAGUAACUGUCUUGGAAAUGAUAGCAGCUUUCAGCAGGGCAUGUGGAAAAGAAAUCCCUUACGAAAUAGUAGGGAGGCGAAAUGGUGAUGUCCGGCAGACAACUUCAUCAGGAAAACUUGCGGAGAAAGAACUUGGAUGGAAAGCUCGUCGCACAGUGGACAAUAUGUGUGCUGAUGCCUGGAGAUGGCAGAGCAACAAUCCUAAUGGAUAUCGGACCUAAGCUUCCCCAUGAGGACAUUCCAUUUACUGAGAAGAACCUGAUGUUACUAAAUAAAACCAAAGCACAUGGUUGGCCAUUUAUAGCUGCUUAAUCUCCUACACUCCCAUUUAGGAAGAUUGAGAAACGUUUACGUUAAUAUGACACAAAUAGCAAUAAAUGCAAUUCAUGGUAUUAAUUACGGCCUAUCAGCAAUGUUUUGAGAUAAAAAAAUAUUAGAAAGUUCAAGAAUGUCAAAUUAAAAACAAACUGAGUCUCACUUAGAACUAAGAAUGUAUUAUCAAAGUACUUAAACAAUGUACAGUAUAAUGACCGUCUCUGUUCAGUGUGCUAUAUUGUUAUUAAAUUGAUAUACAUCACAAAAAUGACUAAA